AUGGCUUCGAUAGCAGCAGGCCUGUCUCAGGCUCUUCCGAAGCCAAAGUACAGCGGCGAAUACGAAGAAUCAAAGUCACAGCAACGCGGUCCCAGAAUUGUCGGCGCCGGCCAGAUCGACGAAACCCAAGUUGUCCUGAGGAGAACCGGACCACCACCGUAUGGAAACCGACAGGGCUGGCGACCGCGGGCACCAGAGGAUUUCGGCGAUGGCGGUGCCUUUCCAGAGAUCCCCGUUGCUCAGUAUCCCUGGGGCAAAGACGCCUCGAGCAAGUCGAACGCGCUAGUUGUCCAGGUUGAUGGAGAGGGCAAGGUCGACUACACAGCGAUUGCGCGACAGGGCCACAGCAGCGACCGGGUCAUCCACGCAUCAUUCAAGGACUUGAUCCCAUUGCGACAGAGGGCCGAAGCGGGCGAUCUCGACUUGUCACGACCGAGCAAGGAGGAGGUGGAAGCAACGGCGGAAAGGACCAAGAAUGCACUGGCUGCGCUGGUCAGCGGCGCCGUGGCGUCCCAGAAGCCCAAGAACAUCAACAUCAACACGAAGCGAGAGCCGACCUUUGUGCGCUACACGCCAUCGGCGCAGAUGGGAGACAACUCCAAGAAGCAAGACCGUAUCAUGAAGAUUGUGGAGCGACAGAGAGAUCCUAUGGAGCCACCCAAGUUCAAGCACAAGAAGAUUCCCAGAGGACCCCCGACUCCUCCUCCUCCAGUUAUGCAUUCGCCUCCCAGGAAGUUGACGGCCGAGGACCAGGAAGCAUGGAGAAUCCCACCUCCUAUUUCCAACUGGAAGAACCCCAAGGGUUUCACCGUCCCGCUCGACAAGAGAUUGGCCGCCGACGGCCGUGGUCUGCAAGACGUGCAAAUUAACGACAAGUUCGCCCAGUUCUCCGAAGCCCUCUUCAUGGCUGACAGACACGCCAGAGAGGAAGUCCGACAGAGAGCCAUGAUGCAACAAAGGCUAGCAGAGAAGGAGAAGGCACAGAAAGAGGAACAUCUCCGCCAACUUGCGCAGCAAGCCAGGGCAGAGCGCGCGGGCGGUGGACGGAGCAGGAGAUCACGAUCCCGGUCCUACAGCGGCUCCGAAUCUCGCUCCGGGAGCGACGACGACUCGGAGCGGGAGAGAAGGGAAGCGCGCAAGGAGAAGCAGCGCGAGGAGGAGCGCAAGUUCAGACAGUCGCGCAUGGGCGCGGAGAGGAGAGCGCAGGUCAUGGCCCGCGAGAUGGAUAGAGAUAUCUCGGAGAAGAUCGCGCUCGGUCUCGCCAAGCCCACGCAGUCUAAGGAGGGCAUGUACGACUCGCGCUUGUUCAACCAGUCUAGCGGUUUCGACAGCGGAUUCAACGAGGACAACCCGUACGACAAGCCGCUUUUUGCCGCCCAGGACGCCAUCAGCAGCAUUUACAGACCCCGUGCCAACGCGGAGGAUUUCGACGACGAGGCGGCGGGCGAGGGCGAGAUGGCGAGGAUCUCGAAAUCGAACAGGUUCGGCGAGGCCCUGGGUCGUGGCACGUUCAAGGGUACGGCUGAGGCGGAGGCGAGGGAAGGACCGGUGCAGUUCGAGAAGGACACGGGUGCGGAUCCCUUCAACGUGGACAAGUUCCUCAAUGAGGUGGAGAAGGACGGUGCUGCUUCCUCUUCGAACAAACGCGGCUUUGGGCUGAAUGACGGAGAGAGGGACUCGAAACGGACGAGGAUUGAUGAUGAUGAGGACUAA
Molecule: messenger RNA, 1713 nt
Organism: Sordaria macrospora k-hell
Lineage: Eukaryota; Fungi; Ascomycota; Sordariomycetes; Sordariales; Sordariaceae
Biological process (GO): mRNA splicing, via spliceosome
Cellular component (GO): spliceosomal complex
Source: RefSeq, a predicted model, not a curated record